Musa acuminata AAA Group (dessert banana) is the source of this 1804-nucleotide messenger RNA. RefSeq names its product ethylene-responsive transcription factor RAP2-13. Lineage: Eukaryota; Viridiplantae; Streptophyta; Magnoliopsida; Zingiberales; Musaceae. The record is from RefSeq and is a predicted model, not a curated record. Gene Ontology annotation, biological process: regulation of DNA-templated transcription. Gene Ontology annotation, cellular component: nucleus. The transcript has a single exon. Bases 448 to 1560 code for a protein of 370 amino acids. Gene Ontology annotation, molecular function: DNA-binding transcription factor activity; sequence-specific DNA binding.
CACCGGAAGCCAAACCCAGUCUCCCCCUCCCCCUCCUCCACCCCCUCUCCGCCACCUUCGGUGAGGCUGAGCGAGCCCCCUUCGAAGAGCAAAAGGUUUGCAUUUCUAAUCUCUUCUUCCUCCUCUUCUGGAUCCUUCUCUGUUAUCCUCUGUCAUCUCAAAGACCGCAAACCAGAGGUUUCAGAGCAGAGAUCCAGAGCCCUUUCUUCUUUCUUUUCAUCUCUUCUUUUCUUUUAAUCUUGAUCGACCAAAAGGGUUCUUUUUUCAUACCCUUCAGGUUAUUCUACUCUUCUCUGAAAGAUAGUAUAUCGCUGUAUCUCUAUAUCGCUGUAUCUCUUUGCUUCUUCGAGUGACCCUCGAGAACCAGGUCGGGUUUUAGCAUCCUCUCGUUCUUGCUUCUUGUCUUCUGUCCAUUUCUGCUUUUUCUUACUUGCUUUGCUUAGAUUCAUGGCUGCAGCCAUAGAUUUGUACAGUAGCAGGUCAGUCCUUCCUGCUGACCCCUUCAAUGAGGAGCUCAUGAAAGCACUCGAACCUUUUAUAACAAGUGUUUCCACCUCCUCUUCUCCACCCCCACCCUCCUCUAACUCCAUCAUCACCCACUACCACUCUUCCUUCGCCCCAUCCUACGCUUAUCAAAAUCCCUCCUUUGAUCAUUACUCUCAUCAAAAUCACACCUUUGCUUCCCACCUUCAUCAAGACCCCAUUGUGGAUGGCUGCUCCCUGUCGCCGUCGAGAGCCAGGAUCCCUCGAAGCUUCCAUAACUUAGAGGAUCAGGGGCUCAUCGGCUCGGCCGGGCUUACCCACCUCAACCCCGCCCAAAUCCAGCAGAUCCAAGCUCAGACCCAACUCCAGCAGCAGCACCAGAGACUCCUUGCGGCAAGGCAAUCGCCGCCGAAUCGCCACCACCGUCAAGCUGCUGGCUUUUUCGCGCCGAGGCCCCAUCCCAUGAAGCACGCCGGCUCACCACCUCUGCCGAAGCCCACGAAGCUCUACCGCGGAGUGAGGCAGCGCCACUGGGGGAAGUGGGUGGCCGAGAUCAGGCUACCCAAGAACCGGACUCGCCUUUGGCUUGGGACCUUCGACACCGCCAAGGAGGCGGCCCUGGCAUACGACCAGGCGGCCUACAGGCUCCGCGGGGGCCUUGCGAGGCUCAACUUUCCCGACCUUCGGGCCGCCGGUGGCUCCCUCCACUCUUCUGUUGAUGCCAAGCUCCAAACUAUUUGCCACAGCUUGGCCGAUUCGUCGAAACAGAGCGCAGCGCUCCUACCCACCGACGCCCCUAAUCCAGAGUUCAAUGCGGCAAUUGCCGGCGGCGAUUCGUCUCCUACGAUGGCCGAAGAGGAUGCCAUGUCGAAGGAUGAACUGUGUUGCUUGGGCUUAGAGGACCACAAGACAGAGAUCUCAUCGGAGGGUGAAGACUCCUUGGGGUCGCCGCCGGUGUCCGAGAUGCAGCGUUUGGACUUCACUGAGGCGCCUUGGGAUGAAGCAGAGAGCUUUGUGUUGCGGAAGUAUCCUUCAUGGGAGAUCGACUGGGACUCCAUCCUCUCAUCCAGCAAUUAGCAUCCUUGUGGUGGUUAGCUUUAGUUUAAUUACUGGUGUUCGUCUCAAGUGGCUGUUGCAAAUGGGGUUUUUAGACAUUUGCUUAGCAGCUGUAGGCAGUCUCUGGCAGUCCCAAGUAUCAUUCGUGUAUCUGAUAGCUCCCCCCUUUAUGACCCUCACUGGUUUGCUGGUUGUGUUUUUUUUUUUGGCAUGACCAUGGAGUAUGAAUGUUGUCUUGUUGGCAGUGACUGAAACAGUUCUUGAA